AUGGUGUAUCAAGAUCAUUUAACAAAAUUUGUUGUUUUAAAACCACUUAAAACAAAACGAGCUGAGGAAGUGGCUCACACUUUAUUGGACAUAUUUACUCUACUUGGUGCUCCUGCAAUACUUCAGUCUGAUAACGGCAGAGAAUUUUCCAACCGAAUUAUUGAGAAUUUAAAAACAUAUUGGCCUACUUUAAAAAUUAUUCAUGGUAAACCCAGGCAUUCGCAAAGUCAGGGGAGUGUGGAAAGAGCAAAUCAGGAUAUUGAAAAUAUGUUGACCACGUGGAUGCAAGACAAUAAUAAUUUACAUUGGAGUGAGGGUUUGAGACUUGUGCAACUCAUGAAAAACAGAGCUUUUCACGCUGGUAUUAAGCAAUCUCCUUAUGAGGCACUUUUUAGGUGUAAAGUAAAAGUUGGUUUACAGUUACCCAAUGUUUUCACGCAAAAUGUAGAAACUGAAGAAGAUUUGGAGAAAAUUAUACAGGACCUUACCAAAAAAGAAGAAGAUCCCGAAGUCACUGCAUGUGAAUUCUCUAAGGUGAACACGGAGGCAAGUCAAGUUUCUAACAACGAUUCAGAUCAACGCGAAACAAAUACGCAACCUCCAGCUUGCACCCUCCAAUGCAGCGUCUGUUCACAAGAAACUACAGAGGCUCAUACAUGUAGAGAAUGUGGAUGUGCAAUCCACGCUAUUUGCGCUGUUGUAGCAAAGCUACUGGACAAGAGAAUCAUCUGA
Messenger RNA from Parnassius apollo (apollo), 732 nucleotides. The record is from the annotation of a GenBank genome assembly. Lineage: Eukaryota; Metazoa; Arthropoda; Insecta; Lepidoptera; Papilionidae.